This is a messenger RNA of Leptomonas pyrrhocoris, 3157 nucleotides long. RefSeq names its product argonaute-like protein (AGO1). The transcript has a single exon. The coding region runs from base 329 to 3157 and encodes 942 amino acids. Gene Ontology annotation, molecular function: RNA binding; protein binding. The record is from RefSeq and is a predicted model, not a curated record. Lineage: Eukaryota; Euglenozoa; Kinetoplastea; Trypanosomatida; Trypanosomatidae.
AGUUUUGCUUCUUCCUUCAUCACACUUCUCUCGUUGGCAGCCUUUUCUUUUUUCUUUUUAGCUUUCCGAUUCGUACAUCAGCAUCAGACACUCCUUUGCACUAGCUAUCGACUUCCGUCUAGAAUUGAAAAGAAGAAAAACUAAACUAAAAUCUAGCGCCAAUCCCGUUAAAAGUAAUUUGAGUUGGCAUCGCAAACAAACAAUCAAAGAAAAAGCGAAACAUCUCUGUCACUACCGGCUACAUUUGUUUUUCUCUUCUCCUUUUUUUUCUUUCUUUUGCGUCUUCGAAAAAAUUCACGUGUGCAAACACACACAUACGUGAAGAGGGAUGCAUUCUGAUCCUAUGGAUACGCGCGGCGGCCGUGGCGGUGGCCGUGGCGGUGAUCGCGGUGGUGACUUCCGCGGCGGGCGUGGUGGUGAUCGCGGUGGCGACUUCCGCGGCGGGCGUGGCGGUGAUCGCGGUGGCGACUUCCGCGGCGGGCGUGGUGGUGAUCGCGGUGGCGACUUCCGCGGCGGGCGUGGCGGUGGGUUCCGCGGUGGUGACUUCCGUGGUGGUGAUCGCGGUGGUCGUGGUGGUGGAUUCCGCGGUGGACGUGGCGGUGGCGGUGGCUUCGGCAACAUGCGCGAGUGCCGUGACCGCGAGGAACACGCGAUCACCCUCGCCAAGGAAAACGCGCAGAGCCUGUGCGCGGCGAGUGUGGCGGUGGAGACGAACUGCUUCCCAAUUGACGUCUCGAAGGGCAAGUUCCACAACUACGUCACCUCCUUCGAGUUCCUCGAGAACGGAAAGGAGAUGGCGGGCGAUGGCUGGAAGAUCGACUUUCAGCAGGAGCUGCUGCGUGCUAUUCGCAAGACGCACACUGAGGGGCCGCCCAGCGCGACCAAGACGGGGCUGGAGGACAUGUGUGUGUGCACCGGGCAGGCCAUCCUCGCCCCGCGCAAGCUGGCCGUGGAGGACGGCUUCUCCAUUGAGUGCAAGCGCAAGGAAAAGGAGGGGCGCAAGACGACAGUGGAGCGGCACUACCGCAUCACCAUCCGCUACGAGGGCGAGGUGCAGCUGCGGCUGCCGGAGCACACGCAGUGGCUGAACAAGAUCCUUGCCUGCGGUUUGGGGGACACCUUCCCGGAGCACAUCGGCUCCGACUACGUCGACCUCAAGUCCCGCGUGGAGCGUGGCGACGAUUUGGUGACGAUGGACGCCGUCUCACCCAACGUGGCGCGCAUCGUGCGCCUGGUCGCUGACGGCAAGUCGACGGCGAUGGACGUGCUGCAGCUUGACGUGAGCACGAAGGCCUCCACCACGAAGAAGUGCAGCGACGUUAUCCAGCAGAUCUCGCAGCGCAAUCCGCAGAGCGCGAAGCGAGCGGUGAACGAGGUGCUUGUCGGCUCCAAGGUGACGACGAUGUACGGUGAGCCGACCUUCUUGAAGGUGAAGAGCGUCGACUUCGACGUGAAGGCCGGCCAGCCGGCGAAGCUGAAGGCGAACCCGAGCGAGACCUUUGUGCAGUAUUUCAAGCGCAAGUACGGCGCGACGGUCCACCCUGAGUCGCCCGUCCUGUACUGCCGCUUUGCGGAUCGCUCCAAGAACGGCCGUCUCCUCCCUUACCCGGCCGACACGCUGCAGCUCAGCACGCUCAGCACGGAGCAGCUGACGAAGCUGCCGAUGCUGUGCUCCGUCUACCCGGAUGAGCGCAUGAAGCGCGUGAAGGCGGCGCUGCAGCGCAUUAUGGCGUCCAAGCUGAUGCAGACGGUGCUCGAGCAGUACGGUAUUCGCAUCGAGACGACGGCCAUCGCGGCACGGGGUAGGGUGCUGCCGGCGCCGACCAUCUACGUUCCAACUGGACCACAGCGCUACAGCACCAUCGCGGCGGUCGAGUACACGGGACAGGCCGGCUUCGCGCUGGGCCUGAAGGGACUGCGCCACCCAGAUCAGCACAGCGAGUACAGGACGCUGCUGAUGGACGAUUACUUCAACAGGGGCAACUUGGGGAAGUGGCUGAAGGAGUACAACGUGGCGUUGCCGCAGCCGACGGUGGAGAGGUUCACCGGACCGAAGCAGUUCAACAAGGGCGCACCGGACGUCUUCGCGAUGGUGCGUCUGCAGACCAAGGAUGCGGAUCGCUACAACGACUACAAGCAGCGCUUCGCCCGCGACUCCGUCGUCUCCCAAAUGGCGGUGACCGAGUUGACGCGCAACGUCCCGCAGAUGAUCACGCAGCAGGUCGCCGCCAAGAUCGGUCAGCUGUGCUUCGUCUCCGACGUGACGGAUGCCGGGAAGGCCUUUGCGAACCGACCCGUGCUGAUCGUGAGCGCGGUCGUCGGCUCCGCCAUGAACACCCUCGCCGAGAAGCACAAGACGGUGAACGCAAAGCUGUUCACCGUCGCCUUUGUGGCGUUCCUCGCCAACGCUAAGAGCUGGAAGCCGUACUGCCUGCAUUACCAGGUGAAGGGCGAGGAGCAGGUGCUCUACGAAGAGAGCGACGCGGCGUCCUCGUCGAUGUCGACGGCCUCCCCCGCAGGGCGGCAGCAGAACGCGAACGAGGAGCUCAACAAGAAGUUCCCCGACUUCCUGAAGGAGGUGGUCGCGCACUUCAAGUUGAACGGCAAGAACGGUAAGGGGGCGAUGGUGCUGUACCGCGGUGCCAUGACAGACGCCGAGGCCGGCUUUGCCUUCAACAUGGAGCCGGCGAUGGAGCAGGUGCUGCCCAGCUGGGACACAGCCACGCUGGUCGUGCAGCCCCGCUCGCACUUCCGCGAGUUCUGGGACCCUGCCACGUCCUUCCCGAGCGAGAAGGGCAGCGGCAGGGGCGCCCACUGCAACGUACCGCGUGGCUUCGUGACGAACGACUGUCGCAUUGUAUUUGCCGACGCGGAUCCGAACGCGCCGGUGGAGUCCUUCUACCUCAGCGGCGCGAACUGCACGCUGGGACACGCGAGCAACACGUACUACCUCGUGCAAAACCGCUCGCCGGCGAUCCCAAUGGACCAGCUGCAGCGGCUGACGUACAACAUGUGCUUCAUGUACCCCAACAAACCCGACGCGCUGCCGCUGCCGCUGCCGAUCAAGUGCGCCUACGAGUACGCACGCAAGUUCGGGUCGUUGAAGGCGGUGAAGGAGCUGCCGCCGAAGAUGCGCCCUACGAUGCACUACCUGUGA